AGGGUCAAUAAAAGAAGGUGGCCGUCGUGGGGUGAGCCAGUGUACCGUUCGGUCAGCUCGUGGUAAGGAGUGUUUUCGAGCGGAAGUGAGGCGUGCCGGCGCCCGCGAGUGACUUUGAUUCUAAGGCAGCCAAUAAUAGCCAUUGGUGAGCCGCGAUUAGUGAGGUGCGAAUGAGGCCACCCCGACUGCCCGGAUCACGAACACCCGAGCAUCGACGAGCGUAACGCCUGAGGAUGUCCAGCAGCGUGUGCCACGCGCCUCUCCCAGCCAGGAUGGAAGCCUUCACAACGAGGAUCUGCCUCAGGGCGGUCGACCAGUACGAGCGGCUCCUCCAGCUGCACUUUAAGAAGCCGUCGAGCGGCACGGAGGCGUCGGCGGCACGAGCACCGGGCGACUCCCCCACGGCCAAGGAACAGCGCAGCUUGAAGAAUGCGGUGGGCGGCAGCUACUCCGCGGUUAGCGCUUUCCGACAGUGGAAGGACGGCAAUAGCGGGUCAUCGUCGGGCAGGUCGAGCGACGCGGGCUCGGUCGCGAUCCCGGCGACGACGGCGACGGCGAUGGCGAUGGUGGUGGCGGCUACGGCUACGGCGACGGCUGCGGCAACGUCAACUACGACCGCGGCCACGAAAACGGCGACGCGAGCCGAGAUCCGCAACCACGAGCACUUUGCCCGCGUACUGUCCGACGCGACGAUGCCCGAGGAGGAUCUCUCCCUCAAGUUUCUCGCACUCAACGCACUCGACCUGACGGCACCGGCGAGCGACAUCUUGCUCAAGAACAGAUUGAAAUCCUGGUUUCAACUAUCAGGACAUCCGGACGGAUUCGCGCCCGCGGGUCCCGGCACCGUUUGGAAGAGGCGAACCGGCGGCUCCGAGAACACCGAGCGCAUGGUUUACGAGGCACUCAGCAAGGACGAGGCCCUCAAGGACUGGAUACCAAGGUAUUACCGAGAAGUCGAGUAUCACGGCGACACAUUCAUUGAGCUUCAGGAUCUUUUGUUUGGCUUCAACGAGCCCCACGUAAUGGACAUAAAGCUGGGCACUCGCACCUUCCUCGAAUCCGAGGUCUCUAAGACGACUGCUCGGCACGAUCUCUAUCAAAAGAUGAUUGUCGUUGACCCGAGCGAACCCACCGACGAGGAACACGAGAAAGGCGCCGUGACGAAGCUCCGAUACAUGCAAUUUCGCGAGAGGCAGAGCUCGACGUGCAGUCAUGGUUUUCGCAUCGAGGCGAUGAAACUCCCGGGAAGUCCUCCCAUCACCGAUCUCAAGACCGUUAAAUCGCACGAGCAAGUCCGGGAGACAAUGAGGCUCUUCCUCUCGGGGAAGCAACAAACGCUAAUGCGACUACUCGACAAACUGAAGGAACUGAGGGAGAAGAUCGAGCAGUCCGAGUAUUUCCUCACCCACGAGGUGAUCGGUAGCAGUAUUUUUAUGAUUUACGACAAUGAAAAAGUGGGAGUAUGGCUAAUUGACUUUGCGAAAACCUGUGCAGUACCAAAUGGUCAUAAGCUGACACAUCGCCGAGAAUGGCAACAAGGGAAUCACGAAGAGGGCUUCUUGUUCGGACUUGACAACUUAAUUUUAAUUCUGGAAGAAGUAGAUUGCUCAUGAAUUUAAUUUAAUAACAUACCCAUGUGG
This is a messenger RNA of Ceratosolen solmsi marchali, 1640 nucleotides long. It is a transcript of the gene IP3K1, whose product is annotated as inositol-trisphosphate 3-kinase-like protein. NCBI's taxonomy places the organism in Eukaryota, Metazoa, Arthropoda, Insecta, Hymenoptera, Agaonidae. The transcript is spliced from 5 exons. Gene Ontology annotation, cellular component: cytoplasm; nucleus. Gene Ontology annotation, molecular function: inositol hexakisphosphate kinase activity. Gene Ontology annotation, biological process: inositol phosphate biosynthetic process; phosphatidylinositol phosphate biosynthetic process. The record is from RefSeq and is a predicted model, not a curated record. The coding region runs from base 234 to 1613 and encodes 459 amino acids.